This is a messenger RNA of Vollenhovia emeryi, 857 nucleotides long. RefSeq lists its product as uncharacterized. The transcript is spliced from 3 exons. Gene Ontology annotation, cellular component: mitochondrial matrix. Gene Ontology annotation, molecular function: double-stranded DNA binding. The coding region runs from base 94 to 690 and encodes 198 amino acids. Gene Ontology annotation, biological process: regulation of DNA-templated transcription; termination of mitochondrial transcription. The record is from RefSeq and is a predicted model, not a curated record. Lineage: Eukaryota; Metazoa; Arthropoda; Insecta; Hymenoptera; Formicidae.
ACGGGACAGUUGAAGAUAAAGACAUGGGCUAUACGGUGUCCGCUUAAAGUUAUAUCAAGGGCCAUACAAAAGAAUAAGGUGGAACGUACCUUAAUGCGACCAUGUGAGAAUGUUAGCGAAUAUUUGCAAAAAAAAUUGAAAGUCGAUGAAGAAGCACUCAAUACGGUGACCAAGAAAUCGCCAGGUAUUUUACGGGUGAACAUAGCGAAAUUGGAUCAGUUAAUCGAUAUACUGCACCAGAAUGGAAUUACUAGCGAUGAAAUCUUACGGCAUGCCCGAAUCUUCUAUUUUAAUAUAGAAACUGUACAGAAACGAAUCGAAAUCUUUAAGAAAGAAGGUCUUCUUCCGAAACUUACAAUGCUAACACAAUCUGAGCAAAUUUUUGAUCAGUACAUAGAGGUGACUAACGAACAGCAGAGACUGUUGCAAGAACAUGGAAGUGUUAAGAACUACUUAAUUGACCAAUUAAACGUGGACGAGAAGCUCCUUGAAGAAGUAAUUACAAAACGUCCGACUAUCUUACGGGUGAAGUUAAAAAAGUUGAUUAAAUUGAUCAAUGUGCUGCGACAAAAUGGUAUAACCGGCGACGACAUAAUAAGGCAUCCAAAAAUCUUUUAUUUUAGUACCGAAACACUGUGUAAGCGAAUUGAAAUGUUGAAAGAGGCCGAUAUACCGCUAAUCUCAAUUUAAUAAUACGUAUGCAAAGAAACUUCAGUCAAUCUGAUCUAACGGAUCUCAAACUCAGAUUACACAGGUCAAAAAACGUUCAUACAUAAAACUUAGGGUGUAGUAAAUUUAUUUUAUUUAACAUAACUAUUUUUGUAACAUGCAAACUUGUAAAAAAAAACAAAAAUGUA